GGCGGGACGCGGCGGUGGCGCUGGGGGCGUCCGGAGCGGCUGCGGCACCGCACGGAGCGGACGGCGCUGUGGCUGCCUGCCUUUCACCUGCGACCGUCCCAACCUGCAGGAGGGCAGCAAAUGGCCACAGCACAUCCAUCCCAGGAGCCCGUGACCUUUGGGGAUGUGGCCGUGUAUUUCAGCAGGGAGGAGUGGGCGCUGCUGGACCCUGCGCGGCGAGCCCUGUACUGGGAUGUGAUGCUGGAGACGUAUGAGUGCAUAGCCUCGCUGGCAUCUAAACCUGUGGUGAUCCCCCUGCUCGAAGGAGGGGAAGAUCCCUGGAUCCCAGAUGUACACAGCCUGAAGGACAUGGCAGGAGACAUCUGCUCGGGUGAUGGGAUCACAAAUUCAAAGGAGAAUCUGCAGGAGAGCGGUGUAUCCAGAAGUCAGUGGGGUGGCAUCUCUCUUGGGAAAACCAGAAGGGAAUUCCAAGGAGGCCUGGAGCAAGGAAAGCACAUGAAGAAGCCUCUGGGAAACCAUCCAGGAAAGAGAGUGAGAGAAACCCCGGCCUGUGGCAAAGGUCAAAAGCAGGCAAAAGAGCUGAGCCAGAAGAACGGGCAGAGCCCAUGCAAUGAGUGUGGGAAGAGCUUUAAGGAUCAUUCCUACCUUGCUGUCCAUCAACGCAUCCACACAGGAUACAAACCCUUCAAGUGUCCCAGGUGUGAGAAGAGCUUCAAGUGCAGUUCUCAGCUCGAUUACCAUGAGCGCAUCCACUCAGAAGACAGACCCUACAAGUGCCCUGAGUGUGAGAAGGGCUUCAGAAGCAGUUCCAACCUCCUGAUCCAUGAGCGCAUCCACACCGGAGAGAGACCGUUCAAAUGCUCUGAAUGUUCAAAGGGCUUCAAAAGAAGAUCCCACCUCGUGAUCCACCAGCGCGUUCACACAGGAGAGAGACCCUACAAGUGCCCAGAGUGUGGGAAGGGCUACAAAACCAGUUCUCACCUCAUGACCCACCAGCGCAUCCAUACAGGAGACAGACCCUACAAAUGUUCCAUUUGUGGAAAGGGCUACAAGAGCAGUUUUGAAUUUAAAUGCCACCAGCGUAUCCACACAGGAGAAAGACCUUACAAGUGUUCUGAGUGUGCAAAAGACUAUAAAACUAGUUACCAACUCAUGAUCCACCAGCGUAUCCACACAGGAGAAAGACCUUACAAGUGCCCCGAGUGUGCCAAGGGCUUCAAAAGCAAGUCUCAGCUCAUGGUCCACCAGCGCAUCCACACAGGAGAAAAACGCUACAAGUGCCCUGAGUGUGCAAAAGCCUUCAGAAGCAGUUCCCAAGUCACAAUUCACCAGCGUACCCACAGAGGACAGAAACCCUACCAAUGCUCUGAGUGUGAGGAGAGCUUUGGGAGCACUUCUGACCUCAUCUCCCACCAGCACGUCCACACAGGAGACAAAAUCUAUAUAUGUGAUGAGUGUGGGAAGGGCUACCAAGGGAGUUCCACGCUGCUCUCCCACCUGCACAUCCCCACAGGAGACAAGCACUACAAGUGUCCUGAGUGUGAGAAAGAUCACGCUUGACAGUUUUCUUUUGUAUCCCCAUUCUCAGUGAUGUCCCUCAGCCCAUAAAGAAGAAUCUCCUUUUGACAAUGAACACAUUCAAUGUGCAGUCCUGAGGAGAGGUCCAGGCAGGGAUUACAGAGGCCAGCGAUGCCUCAACAUGCAGCGGUGUUGCUCUGACAGGGUUUGGAAUCAGAAGGAUCCUCUGGAGAACCAUGCCCUGAACAGGGACAACUUGGCACUGAGAUCAGGUCGAUGAGCAGUUCCUCGUGACCCAGCACUGAUACCCAGUCCCGGUGAUGAUUUUCCCCUUAGAACAACUGGGAAUUUCCCUCUGUGCCCUUUCAGCUUCUAGUCCCCACUUUUGUCUUUUCCUCCCCUCCCUGCACCCAGGACACAUGGCCACACCUUCUCUGAGCAAGUGCAGUUGUUCUUGGUCUGGCUGGGAUGGAGUUGAUGGGACUCUGCCACCUGCCAGGCUCAGCACUCAGCCUGCCCGAGGGGCUGCCCAGGGGACUGAGUGUGGGGAGAAGUGUGGGGGUAAGGAGCCCCCAGGCUGGGUGGGAGCCUUCUGGUGCCAAAAGCUGCUGCAUGGAGUAGGGAAGUCUCUACUAGACAGGACCCCAGCAUCCUUUUGGUGGGGCUUUGCAAGAUGAGAGAUACAUGCAGGGGUUACCUGCUUCAAGUCUGGCUUUCCUGAGUCUCCCCUUUCUGUUUUCUUUGCCUCAGAAGGAAUGAAAAUAGAGGCUGUAAUGUCCAAGAAAACACUGAGAAUCCUAAGCCUUAUGCUCCCCCAGCAAUUUCCUUUCUGCCCCUCUGCCCCUAGAGAGCACUGUUGUUGCGUGUCCAGUGUCACCAGGGCCUGUGCGACAUGGCCCUUAGCAGCUGCACACAUCAAAAUAGCCUUGGGCAGUGCUCUGCUGCCAGGAGGGGUCUGCGAGGCAGAGCUGAGUCUACAGCAGCUGUCAUGGACUCUGUGAGCACCAGGGAGGGCUUGUGGGCACAGCGCUAGUGACAGGGACGUCUGCAGGCAGCAGUGACAUGAGCAGGGAGAGGGAGCUACCCCUGGAAAUGCCAUGGGGCUGGGGCACCUCCAUGCCAUAACCGCAGUACAUAUCCUUUCCCCAUAGCAACCCUGUGGUCUGCUGUCCAUCUCCAGCAUAGAUCUCCAUCCUUCAGAGCUUUGGAAUCUUACAGUGUGCCUUUGAAUUCAUCAGUUCUGGGGUCAGCAUUCAGCUGCAGUUCAGACACUGAUGUUGCAGAUUCCAUCAUGCAGAUACAUCAGUGGAGGAAGUUUGCAGACAAUACCAAUUUAGGUGAACCUAUUGAUCUGCCUGAAGGUAGGAAGGCAUUGCAGGGGGACCUGGAUAUGUUGGAUCAGUUGGUCAAGUCCAAUCAUAUGACAUUCAACAAGAUUAAGUGCUAGUUGCUGCACUUGGACAAAAAGCUGAAGUUGUAAGGGCUUGGGAAGAGUGGCUGGAAAGGUGCCUGGCAGGAAAGGACGUCGGGGUGUCAGGUGCCCAGGAGGUCAAAAUGGCCUGGCCUGCAUCAGAAAUUGACAUGUAGGAAUUGCCAGGGAAACUGAGGUUGUUUAAUAUGGAGAAAAAGGAACUGAGAGGAGAUCUCAUUGUUCUGUACAACUACCUGAAAGAAGAUCAUAGUGAGAAGGGUGUCCACCUCUUUUCUGUAGGAAAUCAGCGGGAGACAAGUCUCAUGCUUUCAUGAUCAACAAGUCUCAGCUUUAUUGAAGCACACGCAGGCAUUUAUACGAUAGUUAAUGAGCUACUACAUAUGCCAAAUUGGGUUCUCUUAUUGGUUAGUUCUUUACGUGAGAAAGUAACCUUCAACGCUAGAUACCGUGACAGUCCCGUGAUGAAUGCCCGAUUGUUUACUGCAUACCACUCAAUUUUCUUAACUGCAGCAUGUUCUUAUCACUUCCUUGCUCCUGAGUGAGGGCAGCACAACCUUGCCUGGUUUAAUGAGCAGGGCCCUAUCUCCUUACCAGCUGCAUCCCAUCAUGGCCCCUCUCCCGGAGCCAGUGCUCCGGGUCCCAAAAGCUCUCCACACUUUUCUUAGGUAACAAGUGGUAGGUAACAAAUAACUGGAGCCUACUGAAGUAGUGCUGGGUGCCUAUGGUAGGACAGUGGCGCUCUGCCUAAAAACACUGAGAUUAUGAGCACCUCUUCAUCAACUGAAAUAACAAAAUACUACUAAUAGAAUGUCCGUGAUUUGCCAUGCUAUUCAGAGUUUUUCAGAGUGUGUAUUAAUAGCAAAUUUGUCUUCCCCUGUACUUGCAUUGCCCUGUGUUUGUUUUGCUGUGUAUUUAAUCUUCCUGAUCCUUCAUGUAUUUCUACAUGACCUUACUAAACUGACAGUGUCUAAGACUGCGUACCCAGCAGUUGGUUUGGCUUUCUGUGUUGUCAGGAUCCCCAUGGUGUACUUAGC
This is a messenger RNA of Gallus gallus (chicken), 3984 nucleotides long. Its product is annotated as zinc finger protein 664-like. The coding region runs from base 121 to 1560 and encodes 479 amino acids. The record is from RefSeq and is a predicted model, not a curated record. The transcript has 5 exons. Gene Ontology annotation, biological process: regulation of transcription by RNA polymerase II. NCBI's taxonomy places the organism in Eukaryota, Metazoa, Chordata, Aves, Galliformes, Phasianidae. Gene Ontology annotation, molecular function: DNA-binding transcription factor activity; RNA polymerase II cis-regulatory region sequence-specific DNA binding.